GGUGCUGGGGCGCCGCAACUAUUUAAGUGGCCGUCUCUCGCAUCUUCGUGGUGUUUGUAGAGCACCACGAGCGCCGCCUUUCCAGAGUAACAGCUUGGUCGUGGCCGACGAACCGCCAACAUGAUUGGAAACAUCUACAUCAUCACCGCUAUUGCGGUCAUCGGAGGAGGCCUUUUUGGCUUCGAUAUCUCCUCGAUGAGUGCUAUUCUGGGUACCCAGCAAUACAAGUGUUACUUCAAUCAAGGCCCCGAUGGGCCGCCUUUCAACGACAGCAAGUGCUCUGGACCAAAGGCCGACGUGCAGGGCGGCAUUACUGCUUCUAUGCCCGGAGGUUCCUUCGUCGGUGCCCUCCUCUCAGGAUUCCUGUCGGAUUUGCUUGGUAGGAAAAAAGCCAUUCAAGUCGGUUCCAUUGUCUGGUGUAUUGGAUCUAUCCUCAUCUGCGCGUCCCAAAACAUCGGAAUGCUCGUUGUUGGCCGCUUUAUCAACGGGCUUGCAGUUGGUAUCUGUUCCGCACAAGUUCCCGUUUACGUAUCGGAGCUCGCUAUCCCGAGUAUGCGAGGCCGUGUCGUAGGAACUCAGCAGUGGGCCAUUACAUGGGGUAUCUUGAUUAUGUUCUACAUCAGUUACGGCUGCUCCUUCAUCAACGGCACUGCCGCCUUCCGUGUCCCCUGGGGACUGCAGAUGAUUCCCGCCAUUGGAUUGUUCGUGGGCCUUCUCUUCCUGCCCGAAUCACCUCGUUGGCUCGCUAAGCAAGAUCGAUGGGAGGAGUGCCACGAGGUACUUACGCUGGUGCACGGCAAGGGUGACCCUCAGGCACCCUUUGUUGGUCGUGAGCUUCGCGAGAUCAAGGAUAUGUGCGAGUUCGAGCGCACCAAUGCCGACGUUACCUACUUCGAACUUUUCAAGUCAAAGAUGAUCAACCGAACCCACAUUGGUGUAUUUACGCAGAUUUGGUCGCAGCUCACGGGAAUGAACGUCAUGAUGUACUACAUCACCUACGUUUUCGGCAUGGCUGGACUGACCGGCAACACAAACCUAGUCGCCUCUUCCAUUCAAUAUGUCAUCAACGUCGUGAUGACCAUCUUCGCCCUCAUCUUCAUUGAUCGUUGGGGUCGCCGUGGCCCUCUCAUUAUCGGUGCUACGUUGAUGUCCAUCUGGAUGUACGCUAACGCAGGUCUGAUGGCCAGCUAUGGCAAAGCGGCUCCGCCAGGAGGCGUUGACAACGUGCCCGAGGAGAGCUGGCAAAUCGCCGGCGCACCGGCAAAGGCAGUAAUUGCCUGCACAUACCUUUUCGUGGCUUCAUACGCGCCUACUUGGGGACCCGUAUCAUGGAUCUACCCUCCCGAGCUCUUCCCUCUCCGCGUCCGUGGCAAGGCCGUUGCGCUGUGCACGUCCGCGAACUGGAUCUUCAAUUUCGCUCUGUCCUACUUCGUCCCGCCUGCGUUUGUCAACAUCCAAUGGAAGGUCUAUGUCAUCUUCGGCGUUUUCUGCACCACGAUGUCGAUUCACACGUUCUUCUGCUUCCCUGAAACGUCCGGCAAGACGUUGGAGGAUGUGGAAGAGAUGUUCUUCAGCGGCAUUAAGCCGUGGAAGACUAGAGUUGAGUUCCGCAAGAUCGUCGCACUUGAGCACGGUGAUGUGACGGACAAGGAGGCGGCGAUGCACCACGAGGACGUCGCCGCUGAGAAGACGGGGUGAGGGCCCAAGGGCUGCUGAUUGGGACGAUAAAUUGGAGCCAGCUCUCAUAUGAUGUCUCAAUCAUUUGUUUACACGUUGUUGCCGCUGCUUGAGGCACUUCAUAGUAUUUCUUUCAUUAUUAUGAAUCAGAUGAUAUUGAAGCAC
Messenger RNA from Mytilinidion resinicola, 1842 nucleotides. Its product is annotated as high affinity glucose transporter. Gene Ontology annotation, molecular function: carbohydrate:proton symporter activity. Lineage: Eukaryota; Fungi; Ascomycota; Dothideomycetes; Mytilinidiales; Mytilinidiaceae. The record is from RefSeq and is a predicted model, not a curated record. The transcript is spliced from 4 exons. Gene Ontology annotation, biological process: transmembrane transport; carbohydrate transport. The coding region runs from base 121 to 1698 and encodes 525 amino acids. Gene Ontology annotation, cellular component: membrane.